Messenger RNA from Betta splendens (Siamese fighting fish), 3454 nucleotides. Its product is annotated as nocturnin-like. The coding region runs from base 1948 to 3123 and encodes 391 amino acids. The record is from RefSeq and is a predicted model, not a curated record. The transcript has 5 exons. NCBI's taxonomy places the organism in Eukaryota, Metazoa, Chordata, Actinopteri, Anabantiformes, Osphronemidae. Gene Ontology annotation, molecular function: poly(A)-specific ribonuclease activity. Gene Ontology annotation, biological process: circadian rhythm.
UUGUGGUCAUGGUUUUUUAUGAGUGUUCUGUUUUGUGCUGAUUUCAAAACACUGUGUUCUUUUGUGAGGUGUUAUAUCACAAACACAGUUGCUCAUCAGUACAUGUUGUUGUUGACAUGUGAAGAUAUUCUUUAUGAUUAUCAUUUAUUGUCAGACAUUCAGCCGUUUGUUGCUGAUCUGUCAUUGUUAUAAAGGAUUGACAUUAGUUUCUAAUGAUUUUAGCCCUAAGGCGGGUCUUCUGAAGAAAUGUGCUUAACUUUACAACCAGUACAAAACCACAUCUCUCAACUUUACAACACACUGAUGUUUAGUUGACACACAGCUUUUGUGAAACGCGAUAUUUUUAGUACUUACACUUCAAAGUUCAGACAGUGUUAACUGCUCAGCCAAAAACCUAUGUUGUUUUCUCCAGUGUAGGUACAAAGAAACUAAAGAGAAACUAAAUAGGUGUAUGAUCAUCUGUAUCUGUAAUCUCUAACUGAUUGUGAUAGGCAUUUACUGUGAUUUAACAGUAUGACAGUGGCCAAAUAUCCUCUUAUGUAAUGUCUAUAUGUAGGAAACACUGCUGCCCUUUGAUCCAUCUUGAAGAAAAUCAAGAUCGUAGCCACAUCCAGACACCCAGUUGGAAAGUAUGAUCUAACAUAACAUGGCAGUAGUAGUAGUGAUAGCAGGUUCCUAUGCUGUGUUUUGAUUGUUAGUGGUGGCACAUGUGGGACAUUAAGAUCGGGGACUGGAUUGAAUCUUAAGUCUACUACAUAUUAAGACACAGUGUACAAGAGAUUUAGUUGAUGGAAAAAAAAUUACCAGACGAUUCAGCUGUUACAAGUUUAAAAGUUCAACAACAAACGCACACAUACAGAAUCGUCCCACGCCCAUUGUAAUGCACCAAGGCAGCUGCUCCUCCAUGUGGAAAUGUCAGAAGGGCUCUGAAGGACGGAGUGACACAACUCCCACUCAUACCGCACAGGAUCUCUCCUCUGUUGUAAUCUGUUCAGCCUGGAACCACAAGUGGUUGAUCACAGGCUCACACCACCUUCAGAGCCACCUACACAGGUUCUCUGCCUUCAUACAUUUGCGCUGAAGACAUCCUGCACUUUAGUCCCUUGCUGGACUGGUGCUAUAACAAUUAAAAUUAAAUUUGCUGAGACCUGCACAAUCUGACUUCUGUGUCUGUCACCUUGCGAGAGUGGAAAAUUCAACCACUUCCUGUGCUGUGUGUGUAUAGACCUCAUCGUAUCAUCUUGAGACUUUUUAAUAUAAACUACAGUCUGACAAUCAGAAGUCACUGUAUCAUAUCAUAACAGUCUGAUGAAUAGCUUUAUUUAAAUGUAUCCGUUAUCCCUUCAGAUAAGUACAGCGUGCUGUGUUGAAAGCAAUAGUGGGCACAGUUACAAAGUGUACUCACAGUGACCUAGGUGUUGUUACACUUGAGAAAGAAAUAAUUGCAACAUACACCCACUCACCGUCAGUACAUUGGGUCAGUCAUGCCGUCAUUGUGCUGUUGUGUUCUGCAGAUGUUAGAAAUCAUUAACGUCUCUCUGAGGUUCACAUAGAGAUUGCUUUCAACCCUUUUUUUUGUAUUUUGUCCAUGAGAUUAUGAAUCAGUCGGAUGUGACCCUGUGCACACUGUACAGUAUCUCCCUCUCGCUCUCUCUCACCGGCACAUGACUUGUAAUACUCUAUUUGGCCUGAUGACGUAUGUGCUCCCCCCACCCCCCUCCGGGUCUGAGCUUUAUUCAGAAGCAGCGAGCGGUGAGAAAUCAGAUGUCUGUGUUUACAAGGAGACACAUUUGUCAGUCUCCUGUUGCAGUGACAUUUUAGCCUAGCCAGGAAGCAGAAAUACGCUGAGUAACGUACAGUCCAGUGUUUGUUAGUGGCAGUGGUGUCUGAAAGGAGGAGUUGAAGAGAUUUUAUUGCAGUGCAGGUGGGGCAUAGUUGUGGACGGAGAUGGAGACUAUAGUGUGUCCGAUGGGUGGAGGGGCCACCAGGCUGUACAGCGCUCUGGCACAGACCCUCAACGGCAGCUCUCCCCUCCCCCUUUCUCCGUCUACCCUGGAGUGUCAUCAGCCUGCAGACACAAUUCUGGAUCCAGACUUCUGCCAGGCACUGAAGGGCUCCCCUGUGUGUCCUCCCGAUCCAGCACAGCUGCUUCGACAGUGUGAUGAGGCCCUCAAGGAGAGGCCGCCCCGCUUCCCCAGGAAAUUCAUUCACCUGAGCGACGGCGACCGCAACCCCAUCAGAGUGAUGCAGUGGAAUAUACUGGCCCAAGCUCUGGGUGAGGGACUUGACAGUUUUGUCCAUUGUCCCCUGGAGGCUCUCAGCUGGUCCCGCAGGAAGUACCUCAUUCUAGAGGAGAUCCUCACCUACCGACCUCAUAUCCUGUGUCUGCAGGAGGUCGAUCACUAUUACGACACCCUCCACCCGGUCCUCGUAAACCUGGGCUACAGCAGCAACUUCUUCCCUAAACCGUGGUCCCCGUGUUUGGAUGUGGAGGGCAACAACGGGCCCGACGGCUGCGCACUUUUCUUCGAUCAGUCGCGCUUCGAGCUCCUGGACAGCGCGAACAUACAACUCUCCGCCAUGAGGGUUCCAACCAAUCAGGUUGCUGUGGUGAUGGUGCUCCGCUGCUGCAGCACGGAGCGGUUCCUGUGCGUGGCCGUGACCCACCUGAAGGCUCGGUCCGGCUGGGAGUGGCUCCGCAGUGCCCAGGGCUCUGACCUGCUGCGACACCUGCAGACUCUGGUCCAGAAACACUGCGGUGGAUCCACGGGGGAGACCAGCUCUGACAUUCCUCUGCUAAUAUGUGGCGAUUUCAACGCUGUCCCGGCUGAGGAGGUCCACCGCCGAUUUAUGACGUCGCCUCUCGGUUUGGACUCAGCCUAUAAGAAGCUGAGCCAAGACGGUCUGACUGAACCAGAGUACACAACAUGGAAGAUCCGUCCCACAGGGGAAUGCUGUACUACUCUUGACUACAUUUGGUACAGCAAGGACACACUGAGAGUGGACGCGGUGCUGGAAAUGCCCACAGAGGAACAGAUUGGACCCAAUAGGCUUCCGUCCUUCAGCUAUCCUUCUGACCAUCUCUCUCUGGUUUGUGAUUUUAGCUUUAAGGCAAAGGAGUGAAAAGGAAGUAAUGUGAGGACACGGAAAGAAACAGUGGUGUGAGGAGCCAAGUGUUACAGACGGCUCCCGACGGGCUUCACUUCAGAAGCAGGUGUGUGGAUGCCACGAGUGAGUUGAAACGUUCGUCAGGAGGCAGUGGAACAGCAGAAAUGUGUAAUUAUUAACUGAUGAUGUAGAAGUUGCAGCGUUGCACACUGCAACAGUGUGGUCCACUUCCAUGAACCUAAACCUCAAGGUUUCCCUGAACUCAAUGUAUAAAAUUGCAACUGCACUAAAUGUACCACAAAGCCAACAAAUUGCAGUGAGAAUAAAGUAUUUGAUGUUUAUGUGA